Branchiostoma belcheri (Belcher's lancelet) is the source of this 2151-nucleotide messenger RNA. RefSeq names its product serine/threonine kinase-like domain-containing protein STKLD1. The record is from RefSeq and is a predicted model, not a curated record. NCBI's taxonomy places the organism in Eukaryota, Metazoa, Chordata, Leptocardii, Amphioxiformes, Branchiostomatidae. Gene Ontology annotation, biological process: protein phosphorylation. Gene Ontology annotation, molecular function: protein binding; ATP binding; protein serine/threonine kinase activity. The transcript has 23 exons. Bases 66 to 2075 code for a protein of 669 amino acids.
GGUGCAUGCCGGGUAGGGUCGACGGGUAGUCUGCUGCGGGCGGGCAGUGCGCAUGCGCGCGCCGAAUGUUUAGUGUGGUUACCGAGAACACGAACAUGGAGAACUACAAGGUGUUACAGAGGCUAGGAAAAGGCGCACAGGGCUCCGUUUUCCUUGCGGAAAACAGGAUCGACGGUCGGAAGUAUGUUUUGAAGAAGGUGGAGUGUAACGAUGAGAGCGAAGCAAACAAAGCGUUUAAGGAGGCCAUGGCGCUCCAAGAACUGAAGAACCCCUAUGUGUGUGGGUACAAGGAGUUCUUUGUCACCUGGGACAAGGAGGAGUCUGCCAUGUUUGUGUGUAUAGUGAUGGAGUACUAUAAGAUGGGAGACUUGGACAAGGUCCUCAGGCAGAAAAGGUCCAAGAAGGAAAGCAUCGAAGAACUGAUCCUGAAGAAGUGGCUGGGACAAAUGAUUGAGGCUCUCGUGUUUGUUCACAAGAAGGAAGUCAUCCACAGGGACCUGAAGCCCAGUAACAUCUUCAUGACAGAGGACCUGUCCAUUUCUAUAGGAGACUUUGGGGUGGCCACAGUCAUGGGGGAUGCUAGGACCAAGACUAGGACCACUGUUGGUUCCAUGAACUGGAUGGCACCGGAGGUACUGGAGAGACCUUACGAUGAGAGGAGUGACGUCUGGUCUCUCGGCUGUAUCACUCUGGAGAUGACAACAUGCAGCUUCAUGGAUACCCCCCAGGCACAGGCUACCCUGUUUGAGAUCAAACACUCCCCACAGAUCCUGGAAGAUGUUCUGGAGGAAGUAGGAAAGAGAUACUCAGUUGAUCUAGUCCAACUCAUCAGGACCAUGCUCAGAAGAAACUUCAAACAGAGACCAACAGCAGUAGAACUAACAGACAUCCCGUAUGUAAAAGAAGCCCUGGGCCUCAGUAGUUCAGCCUUGGUGGCCAGAAAGAAGGCAGCAACAAAAGGAAUAGAAGCAAAACCAGUACCGAAGGGCAAAGGAAUCAAGGCUGUUAUAGAGUACCUGAAGGACCAAGAACAGCUUGAGGAAAGUGUGAAGGAAGCUUUGGUAUAUCUAGGAGAACUCACCAAGGAACAAGAUUCAGUAGUUGACGAGGCAGGGAAGAAGGUGAUCGUAUCCUGCAUGAGAACCAACAUGUCCAACGUCGACAUCCAAACCGAGGCCUGCAACGUGCUGCAGAACCUCGUCGUCACAGCUGAAGAUGGGGAUAUCCUGUACACCAAAGAUGUCAUCGCACCCGUUCUACUAGCCAUGAGGUCCCAUGCAGCCUCUGCCAGCCUGCAGUCAGCUGCAGCCCAGCUCAUCAUGGCUCUGUCUGGAGACGAGAGUGCAGCUGAUGUGAUCGGCCAGGCAGGAGGUGUGCAAGACGUCCUAGCAGCCAUGAGACAGUUCCCUAAUGACCAGAAACUCAUCACUAACUGCUGUGGUGCCCUAUGGAGCCUUGGAGUCAAUGAAAACAAUGCAAAGAUCAUGACAGAAGAGAAAGGCCUGGCUGAUGUGUGCGGGGCUCUCGAUGGACAUGGAGACACCGCCCAGCUGGUGGACUAUGCCUGCUGUGCCAUCUGGUCUCUCUCCAUGGAGGACGACAACAUCGAGAUGAUGGCAGACCUACAGACCGUCAAACUCACGCUCAGCUCUCUCAAAAAACACAUGAAGGAUGCCAAAGUUGCGAAGAACGCCUGCAUGGCCAUGGCCAGUAUUGUGGAGGCUGAUGUGGAAUGUGCGUACCAAAUGCAGGGUUCGCCCUUCCUUGCAGAGGAGAGCGCGUACCGUCUGUUGGAGAACGAGGGAGAGGCGGGGAUCCCCAUCGUCCUGGAGACGUACGAACUGCACAAGGAUAACCCGGAGGUGGUCGAGAACGUCUGCACACUCAUCAACGAACUCGCACAGUACAAUGACCUUUGUGAGGAACUGAAGGCAGCGAAGGCUGACAAGAUCCUGUCUGAGGCAAAGAUCAAGUUCGCUUCCAAUGAGGAUAUUAUGGGUCCAGUCACCGAGGCUCUUCGUAAGAUGGCUGGGGGCGCCUCCCAGAAAAAGGACAAGAAAGCCGGGAAGACAUAAGGCAUUGGGAACAUCUGUUCAGUAUAGUUGGGGAACAGGAAAAUAUAUCAUAUGGGAACUACAUUCUCCUGUUGUA